AUGGAUGACCGUGCCCCGUCGCCGUCCCCAAGUUAUUCACUCUGUGAUGCCGAAUCUGAUUCCAGUUGGCAGACAUGCUUCAGAACCGAGACAUCAGAUCUCCAUAAGGAGGAUGGCGUACCAACACAAUCAUCAACAGCAUCGGAAACUCCCUGGAACACGUCCAAACUCCUGUCGAUGUCACUGAACGAGAUUGAAGCAGAACACGGUCGCAUCCUUCACAGAAUUAAAGACCUAGAGAAGAAACUAGAGCCUUUGUCUUACGACUUGGACUUCUGGUCCUCCUACGCACAGAUCGAUCAACUUCAGGUUCAAGGCAUCGCACUCGAGGCCCACGAACAGUUCGUCAAGAAAAGAUACUUCGAGGAAUUGGACGUCGCACGCUUUGGAGCCUGGCUGAGUAAGACAGAAACACAGUACAGAUGGCAAGCUCGUCACUUGGCACACCAAAAAGCCGUUGACAUUUGCAACUACCAAGUUAAUAAGUCUGAUCCCGACCAGGGUCAACUAGAGGAAAACUUUAUGAAGUUCUUCCGAAGCCCAAAUUAUCGGCCAAGCUACCAAAACGAGAAGAUGUUUCGGGAGCAGCUGGCAGAAAAGUACCACGCCGGUCACAAAGCGGAAAAGAAGUAUGAAUACUGGGAUCCUGUGCUUGGCAAGUGGCCUCCACAUGAUCGCUGUCGGCCAGUCCGACUCUUUCCAAGUCGCUGGGUCGAUAUCAUGGACAGAAUUUUCGGCGAAGGAGCCUCAAAAGAUAUCUUCAGCGCUUACAACGAACUUUUGACGCAUCCUAUCAUUGGUCGAGCUCUUGAUGAGGGUAUUCUGGCUCUCAUACCAGAUGAAUUUGACGAUGCGAAAGGCUAUCAAGUUGUUGUGAUCGACUACUGGCAUGAAUGCCUUGAGAUGCGAUUGGACCGUGCGAAUCCGGAGCUUGGUGUAACGUUUCUCUGGGAACUUGAAGGCCGCAUGCUUUCCUUUCGCGACGAUUUCAGACCUAAGGCACAAUACAUGUCGUGGAACUAUAUGAGCUCAGCUAUAGUUGCUGCUUGGAGAUCCAAGAAUACCCAUGGUUAUUACAAGUCCAAGAUUAGGGUCUACGUUGAGGAUGACAAUGAAGUCAUGAUUGCAGGGCACCAUGCUGAUCCAAAGAUUGACGAUGGCUUCGAUCCCACCAAAGCUAAUCAUGAAGCUGCAGCAAUCAUCGUUUCCGAACAAGCCAGAAGAGGGAUUGACGACAGGGACCGCGUAUGUGUGGACGAAUAUGAACGUCUCGGUUGGGGCAUGUGCGCCCAAAUUCUGGACUCAUGGGCAGAAGACAUCGCGAUAGAAAUCCAAAAGGAGCUUCUGGAAAGUAAAACCGCCGGCGAAUCCAUCGGAGUCGAGGACUGGAUGGCGCGGAAGGAUAACCAUAAACUCAAAUCACGAAUGCUCGCUCUCAAGCAGUUGAGCAUAAUCGCCAAAAGAAGACGAUCCAGGGAUAGGUGGUACGAUGGACUUCACAAAUUUAUCAGUUUUUUCGAAAUUGACGAUGGCGCUCAAGUGGAAGGCGUGUCCCAGGAGGAAGCCUUCGCUCACAUCAUGUGCGGCGCAUACUGUCCCAAUCCGCCCGAAUGCAACCAACGAUGGGAUCCUGUUCUUCAUGAAUGGGGAGGCUUUCGAGUUGUUCGUGCGAGGCAUCUGUGUACACCACGUCACCAAGACUUACUGGACAACUGGAUAUAUGAUGAAAAUACACCUGAGCAAUGGCUCAGUGCCCAGAAUGGUCUAUUCAUUCACGAGGACAUUGCCCAGGGUCUGAGGGAUGGCGUACUCUGUAUUGUGCCGGACGUCGGCGUCGAUCCGGAUGAGUUUGGCACCAGCUGGCGAAAGACGGACCAGCGAAAGAGAUGCAGACGAGUCAUCGAUAAACAGAUUCAACGCGCAUGCCGACACUGGGGAACCUGGGGUUAUGAGAUAUUCGAAAGGUUUGUACGAGACUGGCUUUUCGACAAUGACUUUUUGGAGGCCAUGAUUGCAUGCGAACGAGCAUAUCCUGGAGAGCAUGAGGUUGAGAAGGCUGAAGCUGAAGAGGCAUUCAAGAUUUUCAACUGA
Messenger RNA from Colletotrichum aenigma, 2091 nucleotides. RefSeq lists its product as uncharacterized. The transcript is spliced from 3 exons. The record is from RefSeq and is a predicted model, not a curated record. The coding region runs from base 1 to 2091 and encodes 696 amino acids. Lineage: Eukaryota; Fungi; Ascomycota; Sordariomycetes; Glomerellales; Glomerellaceae.